This is a messenger RNA of Linum tenue, 813 nucleotides long. The record is from the annotation of a GenBank genome assembly. Lineage: Eukaryota; Viridiplantae; Streptophyta; Magnoliopsida; Malpighiales; Linaceae.
AUGGCGGAUAAGAAAGAGGAGAAAUCUCAGGUGGCGGCAGACAGAAUAAAAGCCGCAGCCUUGAGCGCAGCGAAGGGUCUGAGUCGAGCCCAGGCCGAAAGGGCAGCCACCGCUGCUGCCCGCAACGUGAACGCUUAUGGUCAGAAGGAAGAAGGGCCCAGCAGAUGGCAGGAGAAGAGGGAAGCCAAGAGGCAGAUGUACUUGAUGAGUACAGAGAAGCAAGUUCGAUUGGGUGAGAGGAAAGACAUCAAGUCCUCCAUGACUGCAGCUGGGGGCACAGCGCAAUGCCAGAAGUGUUUCCAAGCCGGGCACUGGACGUUCGAGUGCAAGAACGAGAGGGUUUACAUGGCGCGACCGUCCAGAACCCAGCAGUUGAAGAACCCCAAGUUGAAGAUGAAGGUUUCGAUAUCUUACGAUUUGGAAGACCUGCCUGAAACUAAAGAGGAAGAAGAGAAGGGGAAGGGGAAGGGAAAGGGUAAGAAGGUGGAGAAGAAGAAGAGCAAGAGGAAACAUAGGUCGGAUUCUGACUCCAGUGAUAGCGAGGCUUCGGUUUUCGAGACUGAUAGCGAGUCCUCAUCAGUUACUGGUUCGGAAUCUUCGUCCGCGGAGAGUAGUUCGGAGGAUUCCAGUUCGUCGUCUGAUUCGGAGGAAGAGAAGAGGCGGAGGAGGAGGAAGAAGAAGCAGAAGAUGAGAUCGAGGCGUAGGAGGUACAGCUCGUCCUCGGAGUCUUCUGAUUCUGACUCGGGUUCGGAGUCGGAUUCUGAGGAGGAUAGGAGCAGCAAACGAAAGAAGAAACCCAGCAAAAAGCGUUGA